AGUUAGGGAGGCGUGUGAGUCAGCAUUUCUACUGACGGAAUUACGCAACUUUUUUGUAAUAAGCUGAUCUGGUGAAAUUUAAGAAACUUUUGUGGAAACGGCUAUGGAUUACAAGGAUUUUCUUACAAAAACCGAUUCGUUAACCGGGCACCUGGUUUACAGGGUUGACAUUUUGGGCACAAAUCGUAGCAAGAUGCAAUCAAUUUUGCUCAAUAGCUAAACCGCAUUAACUUUCGGCGUAAACAUUUUAUGAUUUUUUCUCAACCGUUUUAUCCCACCUUUUGGUAAAUUUUGUUUGAAAAUCUAAUGAAAGAUCCAUUUCAAAAUUAAUCAAACAUUGCCACCUUGAAAAUCUCAGAUAAUGUAAUUUUCAUAAAUAAAAUUCAACUUCGUUAUUAAUUAUUAAUUACUGAAUGAUCUGUUUGUAAAGUCGAGUCGUUAUACCAAAAGCUGGUUGAGACGAAAACGAACAUGUUUAGGCCUAACAAUUUACCACUGUAGGAUACAACGUUUAAUAGGAUACAACGUAAAUAGGAUACAAGACGGAGAAAAUCUAGCAAAAGUAUAGCGGAAAUAAAUGAAGAUGCCGUUAGUUACAACAGGUCAUUCAGUGGCCAAGGCACGUGGAUAAUGCUCAUUGUUACGCACCUCAUUGCCCGUAAUCAAAGGACUAUCUCAUGCAACAACACAAGGAUCAACAGAGGUCAUCAUUCUUUCGCUGUGAAGCAUAAAAUCUCUGUUGUGUUCCCUUAUAUAAGGGAGGCCAGGCUCUACAACUGUUUAUUUUUAAGUGUUCUAACAUUUCAACCGGCUAGCGCAACUUACAGUAAGCAAAGUGCUAGGCCGAGUGAAUUAGUCACAAAAUCAGGCCAGCCAUGUCUUCUGACGAUGCUUUGGUGGUUCGGACAAUGUCUGUGUCGAAGUCUGGAAGUAAUGGUCAAUUAAACGAUGUUCCAGAGGUUAUUGUAGUUAACAGAAGCCCAGAUGAAUCGAAGCCAUAUGCUGGAAACGGCUUCGACGAGCGAAUCGGCUCGCCAGAUUCCGGCCACUACAUGAUAAAUGAAAAUGAAAAAGCCGUUGUUGUUUCUAAUCCAUCUCUUGUAUCAGAUUUUCAGGAGAAAGUCAAUCUAUCAUGGGAAGACCUCAGCGUUGUUGCAAAUUUGCCGAAGCCAUCGUUGUUCAAAAGAUGCCUCAAACGUGGCCAAGGAAAUGCUGUUGUCACCAAGAAACAGAUCUUGUUCGAUGUUAAUGGCAAAGUAGAGGCAGGAACACUCCUUGCUGUCAUGGGAGCAAGUGGUGCUGGUAAGACGACAUUGAUGAACACUUUGGCACAUCAGAACAUCAGUAUGCUCGAUAUUUCUGGUUCCAUCAAAGUCAAUGGUCAGGAAAUCGGGAAGAAAAUGAAGACGAUUUCUGCUUAUGUCCAGCAGGAAGAUUUGUUCAUCGGAACAUUGACAGUUCGAGAGCAUUUAAUCUUCCAGGCCUUGCUAAGGAUUGAUUCAACUUUGUCAAAAGAGGAGAAAUACGCAAAAGCCGACAAGGUGAUACACGAGCUUGGCUUGACAAAAUGCAAAGACACAAUCAUCGGUGUUCCAGGCAGGAUUCGAGGAAUCUCGGGCGGAGAGAUGAAGCGACUCUCCUUCGCAUCGGAGAUUUUGACAAAUCCUUCCUUGCUUUUUGUCGACGAGCCUACUUCUGGACUUGAUGCCUUCAUGGCGCAAAGCGUUAUUGGUGCUCUUCAGAAAAUGUCCGAUUCUGGGCGAACGAUUGUGGCAACAAUCCAUCAACCGUCGUCCGAAGUUUACAACAUGUUCAAUAAGGUUCUUUAUAUGUCAGAAGGACGAGUAGCCUACAUUGGAAAGACUCAAGAUGCUUUGCCAUUCUUUUCUAACCUUGGAUAUGUCUGUCCUGCGAACUACAAUCCAGCUGACUUUUUCAUAAGCACCCUUGCUAUUGUUCCUGGUAGAGAAGUUGAAUGCAAGGAAAGAGCCAAGGGAAUCGCUGAUUCAUUUGAAGAAUAUGCUGCUAUACAUCACUCUGGACAACAUCAUUACCACAAGGGGUCGGAUGAAGCCAAACUCGAGGAGCAAGGAUACAAAGUUGGAUUUUUCCGCCAAAUGUCUGCUGUUCUUUGGCGUUCAACAAUGAGCAACAAACGAGAGCCUUUCGUGAGCACGAUCAAGACAGCACAAGUUAUUGCAAUAGCAUUGCUGGCGGGAUUGAUCUACUUGCAACAAACUUAUGAUCAAGACAGCAUACAGAAUAUUGCCGGAGCCAUGUUCUUUUGUAUUACAUCAUCUUCAUUCAACUCAAUGACAUCAGCAUUGUUUGUAUUUCCCGCUGAGCUGCCUGUGUUUUUGAAAGAACAUAAACUAGGGAUGUAUCGAUGCGACUCAUAUUUUCUAAGCAAAAUGUUGGCUGAGCUCCCUUGGUACAUGCUUGGGCCGUUCCUCUUCUCGACAAUUGUCUAUUGGAUGAUUGGCCUAAGAAGUACAUUUGAGAACUAUAUAAUUUUUUGCUGUAUCAUAUUGCUCAUCAAUCAGUGUUCUCUUUCAUAUGGGUAUCUUAUCUCCACGAUAUCGCCAUCGGUUCAAGUUGCUAGUGCACUCGGUGCUCCUAUGAUGAUGCCGUUCCUUUUGUUUGGUGGAUUCUUUCUGAAGGAUGAGUCAGUACCACCCUAUUUUAUUUGGCUCAAGUAUCUCUCUUGGUUUAAAUACAGUUUUGAAGCACUGCUUGUGAAUCAAUGGGAUGGUUUUGGCAGUAUUUCAUGUCCUAAAGUGGCACCAACACUAGCACUUAGCAAUGCAACAACGGCAACAACUGCUGUUGUUCCUUGCAUCAAAACUGGCCAACAAGUUUUAAAAUACUUUGAUCUAGAUGCGACUCGUUUGGGAUUGGACAUCGGGAUACUGGUAGUACUGGCUGUUGCUUUCAGGGUACUUGCAUUCAUAUUCCUGGUGAUCAGAGCAAGUAGACGGUAGUUCCUGAAUGGACCUAUCCAGAAAAAAUGACAAACAAUUAACUGCUCAUUAUAGCUGAAAUUAUUGCUAGCUAUCCUUUUAAGAUUACUGAGGCAUUUAUCACUGGCUAGACAAGGAUUACAGAUGCAGGAGCAAGGCUCUGAUGGGUAUAUUGCUGACUCAAAAGGAAAUGCUUUAAGAAUUGGUCAUAUAAUUAAUAAAUCCACUAUGAUGACAAUUCACAAAUCAUUUUUCCUUGCUAGAGCUUGCAAUGUUUAAAAUGCUCUACCCUCUUCAUGCUUCCCCUUUUAUAACCUAUGUCCCAUAGAGAUAAAAUCAACAAACUUGAUCUGGCCUUCCUCACUUCUUAGCUCCUCUCUCCCUAUUCUUGUUUAAAGAAUGGACAGGGUAUGGAUAGGUCAUAAUAGGGCAAAUAUUGUCUUUAACACCAAUAGUGUUUGAUUUUCUCUUUGAAUUUAUCAAUUACCAUCCCACCUAUCAGUAGCUGGCUCUCCCUUUGGUUGCUGAUCUUUAUUAGCAUUUUCAUCAGCAUCAGCAAAAAUUUUGUACAUACAGUUUAUGUGCUAAUCAUGCAGUCCAUCAACCAUUUUAGCAGUAUGCAGUUUAGCCAUUGUAACUCAAUAUUUUACGGAUUUCAGUUUUACCAAAUAAAAUUCUUGAAUUGGGCAAUCUUAUACCGUGUUUGCAUGUCAUACAUAAUUCACACUCUACUUGAUCUGUUAAAAGUCCAGAUAAUUUUUAAGAUGUCUUGAAUUUUUAGGCUAUUAAAUAAAUUAGUUCUAUUCAAAUCUUGUCUGUUUCUGAGACAACUUCUAGGCAAAAGUUUGUUUAUAAAUUAAUCACCAUCGAUAAACACAUUAGUAAUGAACAUGCAGAAUGUGCGCCAUAAAUUUACAAUUUUUAUAAAGUUGCAAGGAAAAUCAACCCCACAUGGUUUCUUAGUACCUGUUACAAAAUCAAAGCAAUUUGAAAAUCCCCUCAUAGCAAUGCAGGUAUUUCAAUUAUCUUAAUCUUUACAAAAAAUUAGAAGCCUGUGUUUUUAAAGAGGUAUUUAUGAGCUUUGAUCUUAGUAAGAAACAAAUUAAUUUCUACUGUGUAAAUUUCUACUUCGGCUUUUUGUUUGUAUGUUCCUAAAAUUCACUAUUUGUGUUCAGAGUUAAGUGCAGCAAAAUAUGUAACUGCUUCUUGGUGUAUAAGUUGUUAAAAUUGUUAGAAUUAUUAUCAAAAUGCAAGUACAUAAAUGCUUUAAAAACAGUUGUUGUAGUAUAUUUAACCAUAUUGCUGAAUUAUUUCGAAAAUAUGCUUUUA
Molecule: messenger RNA, 4289 nt
Organism: Rhopilema esculentum
Lineage: Eukaryota; Metazoa; Cnidaria; Scyphozoa; Rhizostomeae; Rhizostomatidae
Product: protein white
Biological process (GO): transmembrane transport
Cellular component (GO): plasma membrane
Molecular function (GO): ATP binding; ABC-type transporter activity; ATP hydrolysis activity
Source: RefSeq, a predicted model, not a curated record